Fulvia fulva is the source of this 393-nucleotide messenger RNA. RefSeq lists its product as uncharacterized. Bases 1 to 393 code for a protein of 130 amino acids. The record is from RefSeq and is a predicted model, not a curated record. The transcript has a single exon. Lineage: Eukaryota; Fungi; Ascomycota; Dothideomycetes; Mycosphaerellales; Mycosphaerellaceae.
AUGCAACUCCUCGCAGCAACUCUCCUCCUCGCCACCGCUCUGGCAGCACCGGCACCAGCUCCAGUCAACAAGGCCUACCUCCCCGCCGAGCCGCUCCCACGCGUCGCGCCAAAUACCUCUACGUGCGCUCUUAGGUAUCUUACCAUGGCAGGCCUCUACACCGUCAACAUCGGUAGGCCUUACGCCAACGGUGAUGGCUGCAAAUUUGUUAGAAAGAGCAUCCGCAAGAAGACCCAGAUCUUGAGCAGCAACCCAGGCUUUGUGUGCGAAGACAAUGGACAUGGCCAGACUAUGCUCAUCUGGAACACGAACCUCAAGUCGACGAAGGUCAACGAUGGCCUGAAGUUGGCCUAUGCGAUGGUUGAUUUCACUUGCGAUCCAUACAAUCCUUAG